AUGUUAACUUAAGUUAAAAUAACAAAAAGAAACUCAAAAGCCAUAAAAACUAAGAAAGAUAAGGAUUAAGGAAGAAACAAAAAUGUAAUAUUAUAGUAAGAAUUUCAUCAUCCUGUCAAUUCAAAUUCUGAAAUCUUCAUGUCUGAUCACGAAUCAUUAACUUCAAAUAAUGAAGAACCUAAUAAAGUGUGUGAUAUAACUGAAAAUGCAGAUAACGUUUAUUCGCAAUAAUUUCUGAAGCAUAAAGAUAACUAAGCAAACAAAAACCUUAAACAAGAGAAGAUGAAAUAAAUACGCUAUUCAUUGAAGAAAGAUAAUGAAAUAAGACAUAAAAGGUCUAAAAAUAGAGUUAAGACAUUUUCUAAAGAAGAUGAUUAACGAUUACUCAACUACGUUCUUAAGAAAGGACCCAAGUUCCAUAAGUUCUCCAGAUAUUUCCCUGGAAAAACAUCAAACAUGUUAAAAAAUAGAUAUUACAAAUAACUAAGAUUCGUUUGGGAUAAUAUUUUGGGAAAGUACAAUGUUAAAUAUUUUAGACAAUACCACCCUGUGGAUUGCAUUUCAAAGGAUCAACUUCCAAAAAUAGAAAAUGAAGCCGAUUAAAUAAAAAUAGAAACGAUAGAAGAACUAUAAUUGUUUCCUGAAGCAGAAUGUGUACUAUCCAAAUUUUUAGGUUGUUUAUCUACAACAUUUAUUAAUAUUCAUACACAAUUUUUAUGA
This is a messenger RNA of Paramecium tetraurelia, 720 nucleotides long. RefSeq lists its product as uncharacterized. The transcript has 2 exons. The record is from RefSeq and is a predicted model, not a curated record. Lineage: Eukaryota; Ciliophora; Oligohymenophorea; Peniculida; Parameciidae.